Glycine soja is the source of this 1672-nucleotide messenger RNA. RefSeq lists its product as uncharacterized. Lineage: Eukaryota; Viridiplantae; Streptophyta; Magnoliopsida; Fabales; Fabaceae. Bases 596 to 1510 code for a protein of 304 amino acids. The record is from RefSeq and is a predicted model, not a curated record. The transcript has a single exon.
GAAAGAUUUUCUUGCUCGCCUCAAUGUGUUUGUAACCACAGUUUAAAACCAUGAUACAUACUAAUGAGUAGCUUUGGCUUAAAAACUUGUACACCAUAGAAAGAAAGCGUGUUUUGGCUAGGAGAAAGAGUAGCAGACCCUUUGUUCAGGGCCCAUGCUCAAUUCCCUUAUGAGAUGAUUGAAUUUAGAAAAGGGCCAGUUCUUUGUGAUGCAAGAAAAUCACCAAUUAGUCUCCCCUCCUACUUGGAAAGUCUGAGUGCAGCACAGCUCACCGGCACAUGAUAGCCUUGUCAAAGGCGCAAAUCAAGGAAACCAAUCAAAAGUGUCUGCAACUGCCGUUGAUCAUUGUAACGACGGAAGCCUUGUGUUGUUCUCAUCAUUAAAAGCACGCUAAGCACUACACUUUUUCCAACUUCUCACCUAAAAAAAACCAUAGACACCCACUACCAAAACAUCCACAAAAUUAAACAUUUACUAGUAGUACACCAUAAGGCCAAAAUUUAACCCCCCAGCUUAAGCUCCUCUCUAUAGUCUAUUAUACCUCAUCUCUCAUUAACAACACAUGGUUCUAUCAGUGUAGAAGGAAUUGAACAACAUGAUCGCAGGUUGUUUCAGCCAACCCAACACUCCUUCAUCAAGCAGCAGCAGCAGCAGCUCCCAAGUGCCACAGAAUCUGAUAACAUGCAUAUACAAAACUCAACUAUGUAAUUCCCCCACUUAUCUCACUCUCAGCUGGUCCAAAACCCUUUUCUCGCACUCCCUAACCAUUUCAGCUACAGACAUCUUUUCCAUCACAAUUUCUCUGAACUCCUCAACCUUCUCCUUCUUCAGAAGACGCCAGGGCUCAAAAUCAAUCAACAAGCGCAAAAUCAAGCUCCACUGGAACUUCACCCGCGCAGAGUUCAUUCAAAACUCCGCAGAGCCAGAGUCACGCUUCUACCUUGCAAUCUCACACAAUGACAAACUCCAAUUCUUUCUCGGAGACCUUCUCCGAGAUUUGAAUCGGCGCAACAAAAGGGUCGACGUUGAGGCUAACAACGUUGUUGACCCGGUUCUGCUGUCGAGGAGAGAGCACGUGUUCGGAAGAAGGUGUUACGUGUCACGUGCGGUGUUCAUGGGGUCGAAGCACGUGAUAGAGAUCGAGUGCGGAGGGGGUGUGCUAGGAGUGAAAGUGGACGGUGAGACGCGGUUGGUGGUGAAAAGGUUGGCGUGGAAGUUCAGAGGCUACGAGAAGAUAUUCAUCAACGGCGUCCAAGUGGAGUUCUAUUGGGACGUGCUGAGUUGGGUGGUUAACAGCAACAAAGGGAACGGGCACGGCGUUUUUGUGUUCCAAGUGGGAGACGGAACGGUGUGGCCAGAAAUGGUGGGUGCGGAGAAGAAAUUAAUGAACAAGAGCGUGUCCGCUUCUAGCGUCUUGCAAUGGCCAGAGGACACUUGUGACUGUGGGAGGACUUCUGGGACCAACGCCACCGGCUUCUCUUUCUUGCUCUAUGCUUGGACCAUUAAUUAAUUCAUUCCUUUUAUUUCUUCUUUCUUCAUAUUAUUUCUUUUACUGGAUUGCAAGCAAUUAUUUUGUUCAUAUAUAUGUAUCUAUCUCUAUACUCAUCUUUCUUUCUCCUUCUUGUACAAUAUUGCUCCUGCCAAUUCAGAAAUAAAUGUCUCCUUUGAUGAA